Acomys russatus (golden spiny mouse) is the source of this 1877-nucleotide messenger RNA. RefSeq names its product zinc finger protein 648 (gene Znf648). Gene Ontology annotation, biological process: negative regulation of transcription by RNA polymerase II. The record is from RefSeq and is a predicted model, not a curated record. The transcript has a single exon. Gene Ontology annotation, molecular function: DNA-binding transcription repressor activity, RNA polymerase II-specific. Lineage: Eukaryota; Metazoa; Chordata; Mammalia; Rodentia; Muridae. Bases 1 to 1614 code for a protein of 537 amino acids.
AUGGCAGAAGUAGACUCCCAGGAUAGGUGGAGCAAGGUGGCUCUUGGCAGCAUGAUUCAUGAUACCCAGAUGUUGAACAUGAACUUGGAGAGUGAAGAUGAGGAUGGUAGGGAGGGUGGCUUCCUCGUAACUCAGACCAAAACUGACUUGCCAUGUGACACCCAGUCCUGCAAAGAAGAAGAGAAAUGGUCUGUGCCCUUCAGUGCUGGACUCAGGGAGAAGAAAGCUGGGGUGAUGCCUGGAAAGACCAACAGCUGGGGGAAAAAGGCAUGCAAGAUCACCCUGACCCAAGCCUCCCCGGGAUUAGAGGAGGCUCUCACUGCCCGCUCCCGAGGCUCCUUAUACAAGGCUGUAGCUCAAAGACAGGCUCCCAGGGACUCUGUGCGCAAUGAUGGGGGCAAGAGGGCAAACAAGGAUACAGUCCCGGAUGUCCCGAGCAGCCUCUUAGACAGUAGAGGGUCUUUUGUAGCACAGAACAGUGCAGAGGCAUUCUCCGUAGACAAGAACUCUCAGGAAUAUUUUCCCAGGUCUGAGAGCACCCCAGCGCCGACUUCAGGCACUCCUGCCAGCCUGGCAUCAGCGUUGGCAAAAGCACAAGGCAGUAGAAAACUCCAGGGCCAAGUGGGCCCAGGAGUCAGCGGGCAGGAAAAGGAGGGUCCCGAUAGGUGUGUACAGGGCAGGCGGGCCUUUCAGAAGUCCAGCAAACUUCAGGGCCCCGCGAAACACAGUGGUACCAAGCCCUAUAUUUGCCAACUGUGUGGGAAGGCCUACUCUCAUCGCAGUACGCUCCAGCAGCACCGGCGCCUGCACACAGGCGAGCGGCCAUACCAGUGCCCCUUCUGUGACAAAGCAUAUACUUGGUCCUCUGAUCACCGCAAGCACAUCCGCACCCACACCGGUGAGAAACCCUACGGGUGCCCGGACUGCGGGAGGGCCUUUGUGCGCUCCUCUGAUCUGCGCAAGCACCAGCGCAACAUGCACAGCAACGACAAGCCCUUCCCGUGUGCCCAGUGCGGUUUGACUUUCAACAGGCCUCUGUCGCUGCUGCGCCACCAGCGCACGCACCUGGGCGCCAAGCCUUUUCGCUGCUCCUCCUGCGGCAGGGAGUUCUCGGUGGCCAGCCGCAUGGUGGAGCAUCAGCGCGUGCACUCUGGCGAGCGGCCCUUCCCCUGCUCCACCUGCGGCAAGUGCUUCACCAAAUCUUCCAAUCUGCACGAACACCAGACGCUGCACACCGGCCAGAGGCCCUUCAAGUGCGCCGACUGCGGUGUGGCCUUUGCGCAGCCCUCGCGCCUGCUACGCCACCAGCGCAUUCACACGGGCGAGAGACCCUUUCAUUGCAUAGAAUGCGGCCAGGCCUUCGCCCGCUCCUCCACCCUAAAGCGGCACCAACAGAUUCACUCUGGGGACAGGGACUUCAUCUGUGAGGAGUGCGGCAGGGCCUUCUGCUUCGCGUCGGAGUUGGCUCAGCACAUCCGGUUGCACAGUGGGGAGAGGGCCUACCGGUGUGAGGGCUGCAGCCAGGCCUUCACCUGCUCCAACCACCUCCAAAGGCACCAAGCCAAGCAUGACACCUGCAAGAAGGAGCCUGUCGCCUUCUCCUCCGAUGAGUGACAGCACCAUUGGCUUGCUGCUAAAGGAAGCUAAGACUUCACAUUUUAUUCUACCCUCAAAGCUGUACUGCCAGCCAGGCCUCAGUAGUCACGCCCUCCCCACUCCUUGGUUUCUGGCCACGGGGUGGUCCAUGUACUUUGUGUAUUUGAUGUGUUGUGAGACAAAAUAACGUCUAGGAUAGUGUCCAGGUGUGCAGUGUCACACCGGUCUCCCGCUGCACAGAGGCCAUGAGCAGUUGGAAAAGGGUAAGUAAGAUAUGGGCU